Molecule: messenger RNA, 3644 nt
Organism: Ananas comosus (pineapple)
Lineage: Eukaryota; Viridiplantae; Streptophyta; Magnoliopsida; Poales; Bromeliaceae
Product: SCY1-like protein 2
Exons: 14
Coding region: 278-3019 (913 amino acids)
Biological process (GO): protein phosphorylation
Molecular function (GO): protein kinase activity; ATP binding
Source: RefSeq, a predicted model, not a curated record
CGCCCCACCUCUCCCACCACCCAUUUCCUAGAGAGAGAGAGAAGAGAGAGAAAGUAGAGAGAGGGAGAAAACGAGGCCCGCGUUGACAGCGGAGUCGACAAAAACACGUCCCUCCCUCUCUCGAUCCCCCCGUGUCGGUGGCGUCCUCCUCCUCCUCUUCCUCCUCCUCCUCCUCCUCUUCCCUCUCCUCCCUCUUACUCCCCAAACCCUAACCCUAACCCUAGCAGUAGGUCGUCGUCGUCGUCGUCGUCGUCGUCGUCGCCGGUGGUGUGGAGCGAUGUCGCUGAACAUGAAGAGCCUGACGCAGGCGCUGGCGAAGACGGCGGCGGUGAUCGAGAAGACGGUGACGACGACGGUGCAGGAGGUGACGGGGCCGCGGCCGCUGCAGGACUACGAGCUCCUGGAGCAGGUGGGGUCCGGGGGGCCGGGGCUCGCGUGGCGGCUCUACGCGGCGCGGCCCCGCGCCUCCGCCCCCUCCGCGCCCUACCCGCUCGUCACCGUCUGGGUCCUCGACAAGCGCGCCCUCGCCGACGCCCGCGCCCGCGCCGGCCUCUCCAAGGCCGCCGAGGACGCCUUCCUCGACCUCGCCCGCGCCGACGCCGCCCGCCUCGUCCGCAUCCGCCACCCCGGCGUCCUCCACGUCGUCCAGGCCCUCGACGAGUCCAAGAACGCCAUGGCCAUGGCCACCGAGCCCCUCUUCGCCUCCGUCGCCAACGCCCUCGGCUCCCUCGACAACGUCCCCAACCCCCCCAAGGAGCUCAAGUCCAUGGAAAUGGGGCUGUUGGAGGUUAAACAUGGGUUGCUUCAAGUUGCGGAAACUUUGGAUUUUCUUCACAAUAAUGCUCGUCUUGUUCAUCGAGCUCUAUCUCCCGAGACCGUCUUCAUUACUUCAAGUGGAGCUUGGAAACUUGGUGGGUUUAGUUUUGCAAUCUCUACUGACCAAACCUCAGGUGGUUUGACAUCAGCUCAGCAAUUUCAUUAUUCGGAGUAUGAUGUUGAGGAUUCUAUCUUGCCACUUCAGCCAUCUCUGAAUUAUACUGCCCCAGAAUUGGUGCGUAGUGCUUCUCCUACAGCCAGUCAAUCAAGUGAUGUGUUCAGUUUAGGAUGUCUUGCAUACCAUCUGAUCACUCGCAAACCUCUGCUAGACUGUCAUAACAAUGUUAAAAUGUAUACAAACACCUUGAUGUACUUCACAAGUGAAGCUUUUUCAAAUAUUCCUGCUGAGUUGAUUAUGGAUUUGCAACGGAUGCUUUCCAUGGACGAGGCAUCCAGGCUGAGUGCUUUGGACUUCACAGGUUCUUCCUUCUUCCGAGAUGAUACUAGGUUGCGGGCUCUUCGUUUUCUGGACCAUUUGCUUGAGAGGGACAAUAUGCAGAAGACUGAGUUUUUAAAGGCUCUAUCAGACAUGUGGAAAGAUUUUGAUGCACGUGUCUUGCGGUAUAAGGUUCUGCCACCUCUUUGUGCUGAGCUUCGAAAUACUGUGAUGCAACCAAUGAUUUUGCCCAUGGUUCUGACAAUAGCAGAAUCCCAGGAUAAAAGUGACUUUGAGCUUUCAACAUUGCCUGCACUUGUUCCAGUCUUAACAUCAGCUUCUGGUGAAACACUUCUUCUUCUUGUAAAGCAUGCCGAUCUGAUUAUUCACAAGGCUACUCAAGAGCACUUGAUAUCCCAUGUUCUACCAAUGCUUGUUCGGGCUUAUGAUGACACAGAUCCUCGUAUACAAGAGGAGGUUCUCCGAAGAACAGUUCCCCUUGCAAGACAGCUCGAAAUGCAGCUGGUGAAGCAGGCCAUCUUGCCCCGGGUUCAUGGCUUGGCUCUAAAGACUACUGUUGCUGCGGUGAGAGUGAAUGCCCUCCGUUGCUUAGGAGAUCUUGUUCCUUCACUCGAUAAGCAGGCAAUAUCAGACAUCUUGCAGACGCUUCAGCGCUGUACUGCUGUAGACCGCUCUGCCCCUACUCUUAUGUGUACUUUGGGAGUUGCAAAUUCAAUCUUUAAACAGUAUGGCGUAGAAUUUGCCGCAGAGCAUGUACUUCCCAUUAUCUUCCCACUUCUUACCGCUCAGCAGUUGAAUGUACAGCAAUUUGCCAAGUAUAUGCUCUUCGUCAAGGAUAUCCUAAGAAAGAUUGAAGAAAAGCGAGGAGUGACAGUAACUGAAACCGGAACCCCUGAAGUCCGAGUAUCACCUCCGUUAACCAACGGGCUUCAUUCCGAACCAGCCAAAAGACCGACCCAGAAUCCAUCGACAAGGUCGGGCCCAUCAUGGGACGAAGACUGGGGCCCGACUACAAAGAAAAGUGCCACCCCUUCACUCCCUCUUAACUCCACAACGCAGACCAAUCAGUCAUUAGUAGCAGUUCCACAGCCCACCUCAGUUGCAACUCCGUCGUUUCAGUCUCUUUCAUCCACUCCCAGCCAAGCAGCUUCCACUACGUGUGCUGCUGUAGACAUCGAGUGGCCCCCUGCAAGUGCUCCCGGCAACGUACAUAUGCGAUUAAAUGCCAAUGAGGAGCAGAACUCUUCAAGCAAUAGUGCAUUCAAUGAUUUGGAUCCUUUCGCCAACUGGCCACCUAAGACAAACAAUCCAUCUACUAAUUUUGGGUUUGGGGUUAAGCCAAAUCAUCAAAGCACCGCAAAUUCAUUAUCCACAAUGAGUGGCACUUUUGGUCUCACCAGCCUAUCGAAACAAGAAAAUUUUAGCGGCCCAGGCUCAAAUCUUCUACGGCCCUCAAAUUACGGGAAUUCAGGUUUAGCCCUUGGAAAUUCGAAUUUAUCUUCAACGGGCAUGGUGUCCGCCAAUUCUAAUAGUUCCAGUCAUGGAAAAACAACAUCAGACCUCGGAUCCAUAUUUUCCUCGAAGAACAGCACCCAACCCACUCCUAGACUUGCCCCACCUCCCCAUUCAGCUGUCGCGAAGCCGCGCAGUAGAAUCCAAGGUCAAUCUGGGAUGUCAAGACUAUCGCGGGCUUCUCAAUCCAAAGCAUCAUCAGAGCAGCCACCUAUUUUAGAUUUGCUGCAAUGAAAAGGCACUUUUCAGUCCACCUGUUCUUUUCUUAUACGGUGGGUGCACCCUCAAUUUCAAAACCAUCAGCUGGGGAUGCUGGGAAAUUUUUGCCCCAGAGGGUGCUGUAACAAAAUCCCCAAUCGCAAAUUAAUAUACACGUCGAUUCAACAAGGUAAUAUAUAUUCUUUGGGAUCUUUUGAGAGGUUAGAGAGAAUAAGGUUUGUGUAGAGCACUAUGUAGUAUGAACCUUUCUUCAUUUGGUUUUUGGGUAAAGGUUUGUAUUUAGUGAGGGUUUUUAGUUUAUCGCUCUGUAGAUCUUGAUGUUGCAUGCACAGAUCAAAACAAGAACAGAAAUGGUUCCUGAGUAGAAGAGAAAUUGCUUGUGUUUGACACUUCAGAGAGAAGUGGAAGCUUCUCAUGGUUGAUGCAUCCCUAUAAAACAGGAUUAAUAUUAAGCUCAUAGUUAGUUUUACUAGUUAUGUAAAGCUUGUUGCCUUUAUGCCUUGUGAUUUAUUCCUUGGUACUUUGGUAGGUAGUAUCACAACUUUGUUAAGGUGGAAAAAGACUGUCUUGUCCUUGAUUAAGGCCUAAUUGGGGAUUGCGCUUUCAAAAAGCAUCCGAUUUUAUGCUUUAGAAUCUUUAA